AUGUUUCUAUUGUACUCCAUUGAUCUUCCUCUCUGUUUCUGUACUAAUAUCAGGGUUGAUAUUUCAUCCGCACAGCUACAGCACUUUGAUUGGCAGUUAAAGCUUGCACUUUCUAGUGACAAGAUUGCCACACUACAAAUGCCACUAUUAAACCUACAUCUAGAUGUCAAAGAAAAUGGUGAAAUAAAACCAUAUUUUAUUGCAAUGAGUAAGGAAGAACUCCAGAAUAUGAUAACUUCCUUGGAAGCAGCUAACAAGGUGGUCCUGCAGUUGAAGUAACUGGAAGUGUCAAAGCCCCAUGCUGACAGGUGUACGCUG
Messenger RNA from Ochotona princeps (American pika), 318 nucleotides. RefSeq names its product COMM domain-containing protein 8-like. The transcript has a single exon. NCBI's taxonomy places the organism in Eukaryota, Metazoa, Chordata, Mammalia, Lagomorpha, Ochotonidae. The record is from RefSeq and is a predicted model, not a curated record. The coding region runs from base 1 to 279 and encodes 92 amino acids.